Gongylonema pulchrum is the source of this 255-nucleotide messenger RNA. Lineage: Eukaryota; Metazoa; Nematoda; Chromadorea; Rhabditida; Gongylonematidae. The record is from the annotation of a GenBank genome assembly.
AUGGGUGAAACAAUCACCGAUUCGCAGGGUUAUUUUGAACUGAGUGGCCACAAUGCUGAAAUGACACCAAUUGAUCCUAAAAUAAAUAUCUAUCACGACUGCAACGACGGCUGGUGGCCGUGCCAAAGGAAAAUUAGUAUAAUGAUUCCGGAUGAAUUCAUCGCGAUUGGAACUGUUCCGCAGAGACUCUACGAUGUUGGUACCAUCGAGCUAGCUGGUGAAUACAGCGGUGAAACACGCGACUGCUUUCACUGA